Molecule: messenger RNA, 246 nt
Organism: Anopheles moucheti
Lineage: Eukaryota; Metazoa; Arthropoda; Insecta; Diptera; Culicidae
Exons: 1
Coding region: 1-246 (81 amino acids)
Source: RefSeq, a predicted model, not a curated record
AUGAAGUUCGCCUUUGCUUUCGUCCUGAUCGCUCUGUUCGCGGUGAUUACGAUCUCCCAGGCUAUGCCUCAUCCCGAGGAGGCCGCGGCUGCUCCUGCCAACAACGAUGCCUCCGCCAACGCAAAGAUCGAACUGAAAUUGUCUCCGGAAGAGCUCGCUGCGCUUGAGGCUAUGGGAGGCCGUAAAAUCAACUGGGGGAAAGUGUUUAGCAUUGCUGUCAAAGUUAUUCCUAUACUUUUGGGAUAA